ACGAGAUCAUUGUCAUUGUCCAAGUCAACGCUAAAAAAAAUGGCAAAUAGCUGCUACCUUGCCCAGCACUAUGAGGAUCAGGUGCGUCCUUGCAUUGACCUGGUGAACUCCCUGAUGUCUCUGGGAGUGGAGCAGGACUUGUCUCUGCCUGCCAUCGCUGUCAUAGGAGACCAGAGCUCAGGGAAGAGCUCAGUGCUGGAGGCGCUCUCUGGGGUGGCACUGCCCAGGGGCACCGGCAUUGUGACACGCUGCCCACUGGUACUGCAGUUAAAGAGAGACAGCAAAGACGAUGCUUGGUCUGGGGUGCUUUCAUACGAGGGAUACGAAGAGAAACUUGAAGAACCAAAAGAGGUCGGAGAUGCAGUCAUCAGAGCCCAGAAUGCUAUUGCAGGUGAUGGGAAAGACAUCAGUGACAAGAAAAUCAACCUGGAGAUCUAUGCCUCCAAUGUUCCAGAUCUGACUCUCAUUGAUCUGCCAGGCAUUACUAGAGUUGCCAUAGGCAACCAGUCCGACAAUAUUGAAGAAAAGAUUAAGAAACUGAUAGAGGAAUACAUCAAACAGCAAGAGACCAUAAUUUUGGUGGUGGUGCCAGCAAAUGUUGACAUCGCCACCACUGAGGCUCUGCGGAUGGCUAAAAGAGUGGACCCUGAUGGACAAAGGACUCUGGGCAUCCUGACGAAGUCAGAUUUGGUGGACAAAGGUGCAGAAGAGGUUGUUGUCAAAACUCUCAACAAUCAUGCCAUCAGGCUGGAGAAAGGGUACAUGAUAGUUAGGUGUCGUGGCCAGAGAGACAUCAUGGAGGACAUGUCUCUGGACAUAUCUCUUAAGAAAGAGAAGGAGUUUUUCUCAAAUCACAAGAACUUCCGCAUUUUCCUGGAUGAAAGAAAAGCAUCUAUUCCUCACCUGUCGGAGAGAUUGACCAAGGAACUGGUGUAUAACAUCAGCAGGUCCCUUCCACUGCUGGAGAAACAGGUGAUUGACAAACUGGAGCAGAUAUCUACACAGCUGAGGAUGCUGGGAGAUGGAAUUCCUGAAGAUGAAGCUGGUAGAGUUAAAUUCCUCACUCAGAAAAUUGGUGAAUUUAACCAGCUUCUCACAGAUGUGGUCAGAGCAGAGGAGGAUCUAGAGGAUUCUGACACCAGGAUUUUUACACAAUUUCGCAACUUAUUUAGUGUUUGGAAGGCAGAACUUGAUGAAAAGGACAAACGAUUGAGAAAGAAAAUAGAUGCAGCGGCCAUGAAGGAAUAUGCCAAAAGUCACAGGGGAAAAGAGCUGCCAGGCUUUCUCAACUACAGGAUAUUUGAAGACCUUGUCAAGGGACACGUGAAGGAAUUGGAGGUCCCAGCAUUAGGUCUUCUGCAAAGUUGUAAAGAUAUCAUUUGCGUGAAUUUGAGUGAGAUCACCACGAGGUUCUUUGAGAUGUACCCCUACCUGAUGAGGCAAGUCAAGCAUAACCUGGAGAUCUUGAGGGACCAGGAGUACAAAAGGGCGGAGGAGAAACUGAAGUCCCAGUUUGCCAUGGAGAAAAUGGUCUACUCGGAAGACGGCCUCUACAUUGAGAAGUUCUUAGCCGUCAAAUCAGAAACGGAAGCAGACAGGAAGUCAAACGGGAAAGAUUCCGAUUUUGAUGGGACGACUCAACACCUGAGAGCCUACCUUAAAAUCACAACAGAUCGCCUAGCCAAUCAGGUGCCCCUGAUCGUGCUUCAUCACAUGCUGGACCAGUACAUUGGGCAGAUGAAGGAGGCCAUGAUGGGAAUUUUAACACACAAGAAGUUUGAGAAGUUUACAGAGGAGAGGUCUGAUGUUGCCCAGGAGAGGAGCUAUCUCCGGAGCAGAAUGGAACGCCUCAAAAAGGCCAGACAAGCUCUCAACAGCUUUGUCGCAGUUUAA
This is a messenger RNA of Engraulis encrasicolus (European anchovy), 1893 nucleotides long. RefSeq names its product interferon-induced GTP-binding protein Mx-like. Gene Ontology annotation, molecular function: GTPase activity; microtubule binding; GTP binding. The record is from RefSeq and is a predicted model, not a curated record. Gene Ontology annotation, biological process: defense response to virus. The transcript is spliced from 11 exons. Gene Ontology annotation, cellular component: cytoplasm; nucleus; membrane. The coding region runs from base 40 to 1893 and encodes 617 amino acids. Lineage: Eukaryota; Metazoa; Chordata; Actinopteri; Clupeiformes; Engraulidae.